Molecule: messenger RNA, 2980 nt
Organism: Penicillium brasilianum
Lineage: Eukaryota; Fungi; Ascomycota; Eurotiomycetes; Eurotiales; Aspergillaceae
Source: the annotation of a GenBank genome assembly
UGUUUACACGUUCGAAAACCUCAAUCGUUGAUGAUUAGUACCCAAUAAGUAAAUGGAAGAGAAGAUAUUUGUAUGUGCAUAUGCAAAAGGCUUCGAUUCUGUCGUAUUUCAGUCCAUACUCCUGUUAGACUCGUCAAGGGCGGACCCCCAGAGCUCCAGCAUCACCGUCAUCCACCAUCUCCCGUUCUGAUUCUACCUCCCAUCGCUCUACUGCUAUCUCGCAGUACCAUUACUUAGAUUCCUUUGCCUUGGAUUUCCUCAUCGCCCGUGAACCGAUAUACAAGACUCCCGUCCACAAUCGUCAUCAUGUCCGCUGGCCUGCUGAAGCCCGAGAAGGACUUCACCAAGGACGCCGACAAGCUCAUUCCGGAAGCUGAGGCCCUUGCCAAGACCGACGUCCAAGGUGCGAUCGAUAAGUUGUUGGUGCUGGAGAAGCAAGCCCGACAGGCGUCCGAUCUCGCUACGACCUCGCGCCUCUUGAUCGCCAUCGUCAAUAUCAGCAAGAACUCCGGCGACUGGAGCCUUCUCAACGAUCAAGUGCUCGUCCUCUCUAAGAAACAUGCCCAGCUCAAGCAGGCGACGACGCGAAUGGUGCAGGAGGUCAUGAAGUUUUUGGAUGAUACACCAAACCUUGACGUCAAGCUCUCGGUCAUCGAGACUCUACGAACAGUCACCGAAGGCAAGAUUUUCGUCGAAGUUGAGCGAGCCCGCGUUACACGUAUCCUGUCGAACAUUAAGAAGUCGCAAGGCGAUCUCAACGCCGCGGCCGACAUCUUGUGCGAGUUGCAGGUGGAGACAUUCGGAUCUAUGACCCGAAGGGAAAAGACCGAGUUCAUCCUGGAGCAGGUUGGGCUGUGUAUUGAGCGUGGAGAUUGGACACAGGCCUCGAUUCUCAUCCGCAAGAUCAACAAGCGGUACUUCUCCCGGAAACCCAAGAAGAGUCCCGAGGAGAUUGAGAAGCUCAAGAAGCAGGCGGAGGAGCGUGAGAAGACUCGUGGACCGGAUGAGGCUCCGAUGGAGGUGGAUGACGAUGUGACCGAUCUCAAGCUGCGGUACUACGACCAGCAGAUCACUCUUGCCAACCACGAUUACAAGUAUCUCGAAGUCUGCAAGCACUACCGAGAGGUUCUGGACACUGAGGCAGUCGAGAAAAGCCCAGCACAGCUGCGUGCAUCUCUCGCGCGCAUCGUCUAUUAUAUUGUCCUUUCCCCCUAUGACAACGAGCAGUCAGACCUCUUGCACCGCAUCCAACAAGACCCCCGGCUGUCCCAGGUGCCCGUGGAAGCCCGUUUGAUCAAGCUCUUCACUAUUCCUGAGUUGAUGCGCUGGCCGAUGGUUGCUGAGCAGUUCGGCCCUCACCUCUGCGAGACCGAUGUAUUCGAUGCCCAGGCGCAGCAGUCGGCCGAUAACCAGGCUCACCGCAGAUGGCAAGAUCUGCGGAAGCGGGUUAUCGAGCACAACGUGCGUGUCGUGGCCAAGUACUACACUCGCAUUCAGAUGCCCCGCUUGACCCAGCUGCUGGACUUGACCGAGGAGGAGACCGAGAAGUACAUUAGUGAGCUGGUCACGUCGAAGACCAUCUAUGCCAAGAUCGACCGACCCGCGCGGCUAGUCAACUUUGCUAAGCCUCGGGAUGCGGAUGACGUUCUCAAUGAGUGGAGCAGUGAUAUGAAGAGCUUGUUGGGUCUGUUGGAGCGGAUCGAUCAUCUGAUCACCAAGGAGGAGAUGAUGGCUCGUAUCCAGCCGACUCGUGGGGAGAAGGCCAAGGCUCGUUGAGUUGAAUGGUGGUGGAGAUGUGGGAAUGCUGCUCCGUGUGUAAAAUAUCGCCGGUAGACCUGCUAUGAAGAGACCAGCCACUGUAUAAGUGGCUUUAUUGAACCAGUUAUAUCAUGACAUUUGAAGACAAGACAAGAUCGGAAGUUAAAAAUAAAUUUCCGGCGUCGAACAAGGCUGUCUAUAUAUAUGUAAUCUAUAUGAGCAACCCACCUCGUCCGUUUAUAUAUAUACUCAUCGGCUCGGACAUUCGACUAGAAUGGAACGUCCAUAUCGUUCACAUCUUCCUCCUCAUCUGCUUUUGUAGCCCCGCUGCUCUUCUCCAAUUGCUCCCGAAUGAACCGCACUGCAGCAUCCAAAUAAGGCCGCUGACUCGGCAAAAAGUGACCACCGGGAUGCCAAACCACCAAACCAUCCUUCUCCGGCUCCCCCGCACAAGCUUCAAUCAAUGCCCGACUCCUCGACUCCUCCACAACCGCAUCCAAAGAUCCCAGCACAUGUAAAAUCGGUGUCUGAAUGGGCGGACUCUCGUAGAAACCACGAUACCGCGCCCCCGGAGACCGGAAUCCACUAUACGCAAUCGCAAACUUGAAUGGCGGAUGCUGGAAACCGGGCGCAGCAAAGGACGCUGGGAAGUGUAUUCCCGGCGCUCCCUCCGAUUCAUCCUUCUCAAAUUUCGCAAAGGCCUCCUUGCGCCCACUCUCCAACAACGCCGCAACCAUCCCCACCAUGGCAGCGCCUUGUGAGAAUCCAAUGACACCGUCGAAGGGGCCCUCCUCCGAAAGCACCUUAGCCACGGCUGCAAGUCCGUCUUCUAGGCCCUGGUAAAGAGGAGGAGUGGCAGUGUUGGAUCGACGCCACCAGCCGUAUGCUUCGAUCUCGUCUUCCUGUAGCCCUCCUUCGGAUGGUUCGUAACCGGGGAUAUCACUUGGCCUCAGGCGAAGAGGACCCGUUGGGUAGAUUGCGGACACCUCGUGCAGGGGAAAGGCCUUUUGGAUGUGUUUGACCAGGGCGCGGCUCUUUGCGUGGAACAGGGGGCCGGACUGGGUGUAGCCAUGGAGCAUGAGGAUUUUCAGCGGUUGGCGCGCCGAGGCUGAUGGAUUUGGAGCCAUGGUAGCAAGGGAACAGGUCGGUUAAAGUGAAUGUAAUGAUUGAAGCGACAGUCUUCGGAAGGCAAUUUUCAACAUAGAAAAGGAGAGAGAGAGAG